Molecule: messenger RNA, 868 nt
Organism: Daucus carota subsp. sativus
Lineage: Eukaryota; Viridiplantae; Streptophyta; Magnoliopsida; Apiales; Apiaceae
Exons: 3
Coding region: 104-736 (210 amino acids)
Source: RefSeq, a predicted model, not a curated record
GAGAUGAAUCUUCACAGCCAUCUCAAGUUACACAAAAACAAGCCUACAAGCUUAAAUAUUGUAGCCACUUAGCUUCCCCAACCUAGCUAAUAUAUCUUGAUCAAUGGCUUCUUUUAAUUUUGCCUUCAAGAUUUUUGCUGUUUCUGCUCUUGCAUUUGCUUUCUGCUUCCAGGGAACCUUAGGAAGCAUAGCGUGUGAGGAUCUGAACAAGGAGUCAUGUGCCUACGCGAUAUCAUCGAGUGGGAAGCGGUGUGUGCUGGAGCAGCGUGUACGUAGAAGUGGGGAGGAAGCAUUCACUUGCGGUACGUCGGAGAUUGAGGCUGACAAGCUCAAGGACUGGAUUGAAAGCGAUGAAUGUAUCCGUGCCUGCGGUUUGGAGAGGAACGUUCUUGGAAUCUCAUCGGACUCUCUUCUUGAGCCUCACUUCGCCAGGAAGCUUUGCUCUACUCAAUGCUACAACAACUGCCCCAACAUCAUCGACCUUUACUUCAAUCUUGCUGCCGGUGAAGGACUAUUUCUUCCAAAAUUCUGUGCAUCUCGAGGAAGGAGGACACGACGUGGAAUGAGCGAGCUAAUCAGAAGCUCAGGAGGUGUUGCAGCAGGGCCAGUGAGUGCUGGUAAGUUGAUGGUGGCGGAGGGGCCCGAAGCGGAGGAGUUUAUGGAUGAGGAGGCAGAAGCACCGGCCGCAGACAACAUGUUGAUGGAGGAAGAAGCAGAAGCUCCAGCAUUCUUCUGAUACAUUAAGGAAUGAAAAUAGAGAAGGUGUUGUAAUAAGGAAUGUUUUGGGAUUCCAGUUUGGCCCGACUUGUUUUGGUUGUGCGCUGUAGUAAUAUCUGCGUUUACAUAUAUAUAAUUAAGUAUCUUUAAU